Messenger RNA from Epinephelus lanceolatus (giant grouper), 4754 nucleotides. It is a transcript of the gene ogdhb, whose product is annotated as oxoglutarate dehydrogenase b. Lineage: Eukaryota; Metazoa; Chordata; Actinopteri; Perciformes; Serranidae. Gene Ontology annotation, cellular component: mitochondrion; oxoglutarate dehydrogenase complex. Gene Ontology annotation, molecular function: oxoglutarate dehydrogenase (succinyl-transferring) activity; thiamine pyrophosphate binding. Gene Ontology annotation, biological process: tricarboxylic acid cycle. The record is from RefSeq and is a predicted model, not a curated record.
CCUGCUGCAGUCACACACACACACACACACACACACACACACACAAACAGCAUCCUGCUCAGGACGGGACACAGCUGAGUUUGCUCCUCGUUCACUACACCGGCAGGCUGCGGAGGAAGCCACGCGAGCACCUGGAAAAGGAUCCGGUGGACGAUCAGCAGAAGAGAAGGAGCAGGAGCUGUGGAGAAGUGUCAUCAGGUUCAGCACAAACAGGAGUAAUAUAAGUGGCAGCUGCUGAAGAGCCUGGGGCGUCUUCUUUUCUGGAACAGCGUUGCUGUAUUCUUCUUCCAGUAAGGGAGGAGGAAGAGGAACUGUGGCUAACCUGCAGCCAUGCACCGCUUAAGGACUACAUUUGCAAGGCUUCGGCCUUUAACAGCUGCGCAGACAGCCCAGAGCCAAUCGCAGCCCAGACUGUUGGUGAUCGAGGGGGGUUUAAGGACAUUUAAGCCUGCGAGGUGCCAGAACACAUCCGUGGCUGCUGAGCCCUUUCUCAAUGGCACCAGCUCUAACUAUGUGGAGGAGAUGUACUAUGCGUGGCUGGAAAAUCCCAGGAAUGUGCACAAGUCCUGGGAUAUAUUUUUCCGUAACGCUAACGCUGGGGCUCCGCCUGGUGCGGCCUACCAGAGCCCUCCACCCCUCAGUGGGACUUCUCAGGGACUGGCUAGUGCCCGGGCACUGGUGGGGGCUCAGCCCAAUGUGGCAAAACUGGUGGCGGAUCAUCUAGCUGUACAAUCACUCAUACGAGCAUAUCAGGUACGAGGGCAUCACAUAGCGAAGCUGGACCCCCUGGACAUCAGCUGUGUAGACUUUGAUGAUGCCCCGUGCACCGUUGGUUUCCAGAAAGUUGUUCACACAGGUGUUUACGGGCUGGUUGAAUCAGACCUGGACAAGGUGUUCCGGCUUCCCACCACCACCUUCAUCGGCGGCAACGAGAGCUCGUUGCCUCUCAGAGAGAUUAUACGACGCCUGGAGAUGGCCUACUGUCAACAUAUCGGAGUAGAGUUCAUGUUCAUUAACGACGUGGAGCAGUGCCAGUGGAUCAGACAGAAGUUUGAGACACCAGGAGUCAUGCAGUUCAGUCUGGAGGAGAAGAGGACUCUUCUGGGCAGAAUGAUCCGAUCCACAAGGUUUGAGGAGUUCCUCCAGAGGAAGUGGUCUUCGGAGAAACGAUUCGGUCUGGAGGGUUGUGAAUCCCUCAUCCCAGCUCUCAAAACCAUCAUCGACAAGUCCAGUCAGAGCGGAGUGGAGAGCGUGAUCAUGGGGAUGCCCCACAGGGGGAGGCUGAACGUGCUGGCUAAUGUGAUCCGAAAGGACCUGGACCAAAUCUUCUGCCAGUUCGACUCUAAACUAGAAGCAGCCGAUGAGGGUUCUGGUGAUGUGAAAUAUCACUUGGGGAUGUAUCACAAGAGGAUGAACCGGGUCAGCGACCGGGAAAUCACAAUGUCACUUAUGGCGAAUCCAUCCCACCUGGAAGCGGUGGACCCAGUGGUGCAGGGAAAAACCAAAGCUGAGCAAUUCUACUGUGGAGACACAGAGGGCAAGAGGGUGAUGUCUAUUCUGCUUCACGGUGAUGCUGCAUUUGCAGGCCAGGGUAUCGUGUACGAGACGUUCCACCUGUCUGACCUGCCGUCCUACACCACACACGGCACGAUACACGUGGUGGUCAACAACCAGAUCGGUUUCACCACAGAUCCCAGGAUGGCACGUUCAUCUCCUUAUCCCACAGAUGUCGCACGAGUGGUCAACGCUCCCAUCUUCCACGUCAAUGCAGACGACCCAGAGGCUGUGAUGUAUGUGUGUAAAGUAGCAGCCGAGUGGAGGAACACCUUCCAUAAAGACGUAGUCGUGGACUUGGUCUGUUACAGACGUAACGGCCACAAUGAGAUGGACGAGCCGAUGUUCACCCAGCCGCUGAUGUACAAGCAGAUCAAGAAGCAGAAAGGCGUCCUGCAGAAGUUUGCUGAGAAAGUCAUCGCUGAGGGAGUCAUCACGGCACAGGCGUAUGAGGAGGAAAUAGCGAGGUACGACAAAAUCUGUGAAGACGCUUACGCUCGUUCCAAAGAUGAGAAGAUCCUUCACAUCAAACACUGGCUGGACUCACCGUGGCCUGAGUUUUUCACACUGGAGGGACAGCCCAAAACUAUGAACUGCCCUGCCACUGGCAUCACUGAAGAAGAGCUCGUCCAUAUUGGAAACAUUGCUUCCUCUGUGCCAGAGGAAGACUUCACAAUACAUGGAGGUUUGAGUCGCAUCCUAAAGGGCCGCGCUAACAUGGUGAACCAGCGAGUGUGUGACUGGGCUCUUGGGGAGUAUAUGGCCCUUGGCUCUCUGCUCAAAGAGGGGAUCCACGUACGCCUCAGUGGACAGGAUGUGGAGAGGGGCACGUUCAGCCAUCGACACCAUGUUCUUCACGACCAGAACGUUGAUAAGAGGAUCUGCAUCCCAAUGAACUACAUCUCCCCUGAUCAAGCUCCUUACACUGUCUGCAACAGCUCUCUGUCUGAGUAUGGAGUGCUGGGUUUUGAAUUAGGCUUCGCCAUGGCCAGUCCCAACGCGCUGGUGCUGUGGGAGGCCCAGUUCGGAGACUUCCACAACACGGCUCAGUGUAUCAUCGACCAGUUCAUCAGCUCGGGUCAGGCCAAGUGGGUCAGACAGAACGGCAUCGUGCUGCUGCUUCCUCACGGCAUGGAAGGAAUGGGUCCAGAGCACUCGUCUGCCCGGCCUGAAAGGUUUCUACAAAUGUGCAAUGAUGACCGCGAUGUUUUUCCUGAACUGUCAGAGGACUUUGCAGUGCGUCAGCUGAAUGACUGUAACUGGAUCGUUGUCAACUGCUCCACUCCUGCAAACUACUUCCAAGUCCUCCGCAGACAGAUCCUGCAGCCCUUCAGGAAGCCUCUGAUAGUGUUUACUCCCAAGUCUCUGCUGCGCCACCCUGAGGCCAAGUCCAGCUUUGAUGACAUGCUGCCAGCCACACACUUCAAGCGUAUCAUCCCAGACAACGGGCCUGCAGCUGCCAGCCCAGAAAAAGUCAAGAGAGUCAUUUUCUGCACGGGAAAGAUCUACUAUGAACUGGCCCGAGAGCGCCAAAACAGAGGCAUGGAUGAUGCUGUCGCUAUUGUUCGCAUCGAACAGCUCUCACCCUUCCCGUUUGACCUGGUGAAAGCAGAGACUGAUCGUUAUCCAAAUGCUGAUCUGAUGUGGUGUCAGGAGGAGCACAAGAACCAGGGCUACUACGACUACGUCAAGCCCCGCAUCCGCACCACCAUUAAACGCACCCAGCCCGUCUGGUACGCUGGUCGUGACCCUGCAGCAGCUCCAGCUACUGGGAACAAGCAGACUCACCUCAUGGAGCUGCAGCGUUUACUGGACACAGCGUUCGACCUGGAAGCUUUCUCAGGAAAAGUGUAACAGCUGGUUUACACCUCCCUCCCUCCCUCCCUCCCUCCCUCCACGCUCCCACACAUCUGAUUCACGCUGCCGUCAAGCUUCAGGUCUUCAGCGCAGGUUUCCCCCCAUGAGACUGGCUUUGCAUUGAUGUGUGUUCUUCCUCAGUAUAUUUACAUAUCAGACCUGACAUCAGGUGGAAUCUCUAAACUAAACGCACAAUGACUUCUAACACUGUUACCAUGACGACCUCGUGUUCACAGUGAUGGACACCACCACAGAAUGUAAUGCAGGUUAAAACAACAGCAUUGAAUGUAUGAAUUUAUACAACAUUAAUUUGUAAGACAAAGAGUUUUAUCUUCUUUUUUCAUUUGCUCUUAUUUUUGCAAAAUCAUGUCAACCUGCUCCGCAAAUCCAGAAUCAACCAUCACACUGUGUGCAAUCACCUGCCAGACAAAUAUGUGAAUCAUUUAUUGAUCUGUGACAGAUUAUUUAAAAUAAUAAAGAGUUAGGUCGGGCAGCCAGAGGAAAUGUAGAAAGCAAUGACAGACAUUUUUUACAGGAUAGAUUGACAUUUUGGGAAAUAAGUUUAUUCACCUUCUUGGAGAGCGUUAGAGGAGACUGGUACUCGUCUCUUACCAGUCAGUUAGCUUAGCUUAGCAUAAAGACUGGAAGUCCAAAAGUGACACAAUCUGUUUAAGAGCACCUCUAACACUCACUAAUUCACACGUAAUAUCUUAUUUGUUUAUCCAUACAAGAAUCAAUUUGUUGAAAUGACAAUUCAUGUUUUUAAACGGGUUUAUUUGCUGCACUUUUUCUUGGCUGGGCGCUUUGACUUUUGUUAAAAAAAAAAAAAGGCAUUAAAUUUAUUAUAGUAAAUUAAAAAUAAGGCCCCAAUUGGUACGAAAAUGUCUAAAAUCCAUAUUUAAAAAUCUUAACCCUCAUGAUCCUGUUUAAAAUAAAAAUUAAAAAAAACUAGAAGCUAUAAACUAUUUGCAAUGGAAGGCUAGGAUUUCCGUCUUUUGUGCCAUCACAUUGUCUGUGUGAGAUGACGACAUUACAUUAUGCUACAAGCGGUCCAAAAGACAGUGAAAAUAUGCAGUUACGUCAGAGUGUUGUGCGUCAUGGCUGUGGGAGAUUGUCAUUUGCAUGAUCCUGUUUAAAAUUGAUCUAAAAUAAAAACCGUAAUAGCCAGAGCAUUCUUUUUGCAGCAGUAGCAGCAGCAAGUUGCACAUUGUGUUCUACCUUAAGCCCUUUUUAAACAGGAAUUGUGCAAAUUUGCAGGAAAGCCCAAUCAGUCUUUUUUCAGCAUUGGCAGUAUAAAAACAAAAAAUCAGGGAGUGCAGCAAAAUGCCGCCUACCUACUUUUG